This is a messenger RNA of Cryphonectria parasitica EP155, 765 nucleotides long. RefSeq lists its product as uncharacterized. Gene Ontology annotation, molecular function: ATPase binding; ATP-dependent peptidase activity; serine-type endopeptidase activity. The record is from RefSeq and is a predicted model, not a curated record. Gene Ontology annotation, biological process: protein quality control for misfolded or incompletely synthesized proteins. The coding region runs from base 1 to 765 and encodes 254 amino acids. NCBI's taxonomy places the organism in Eukaryota, Fungi, Ascomycota, Sordariomycetes, Diaporthales, Cryphonectriaceae. Gene Ontology annotation, cellular component: endopeptidase Clp complex. The transcript has 4 exons.
AUGAAUACCCAACGGGCGGCAUGGCGUCUGCUGAGAGGUGUCGCUACUACGCGCGGGCGUAAAUUCUCCCAAUUCUCUGGGCGUAGCGGUUCUCCAGCGCCCCCAACGGCCUCGCUCCCGAUGCCAUACAUCACAGAAGUCACAUCUGGAGGUUGGAGGACAUCCGACAUCUUUUCCAAGCUACUACAGGAACGAAUUAUCUGCCUCAACGGCGCCAUAGAUGACACCGUCUCUGCCGCCAUCGUCGCCCAGCUCCUCUGGCUCGAGUCCGACGCCCCCGAGAAACCCAUCACCAUGUACAUCAACUCCCCGGGAGGCGAGAUUAGCUCCGGGCUGGCAAUCUACGACACCAUGAGCUACAUACAGUCGCCAGUAUCGACCGUCUGCGUCGGGGCGGCCGCGAGCAUGGCUGCCAUCCUGCUACUGGGCGGCGAGGCCGGCAAGAGAUACGCGCUGCAGCACAGCUCCGUCAUGGUGCACCAGCCGCUGGGCGGGACCAAGGGCCAGGCUUCUGAUAUUCUCAUCUACGCGAACCAAAUCCAGCGGAUACGCGGGCAGGUUAACGAGAUCGUGAGGAGGCACCUGAACGGGGCGUUUGGAUUUGAGAAGUACGACAUACAGACCAUCAACGACAUGAUGGAGAGGGACAAAUACUUGACGGCGGACGAGGCGAAGGAGGCUGGGAUUGUGGAUAAGAUCCUGCACAAGAGGCCUUCCUCUGCGGAGAAGGUGGGCAAGGAUGAGAGUGAGGGCAGCCAGGACUGA